Molecule: messenger RNA, 3292 nt
Organism: Lineus longissimus
Lineage: Eukaryota; Metazoa; Nemertea; Pilidiophora; Heteronemertea; Lineidae
Exons: 14
Coding region: 145-2931 (928 amino acids)
Biological process (GO): protein polyubiquitination; ubiquitin-dependent protein catabolic process; positive regulation of proteasomal ubiquitin-dependent protein catabolic process
Cellular component (GO): ubiquitin ligase complex; nucleus; cytoplasm
Molecular function (GO): ubiquitin protein ligase activity; zinc ion binding; ubiquitin conjugating enzyme binding
Source: RefSeq, a predicted model, not a curated record
UACCCUGGAGGGAUUGCACCACAGCUGUCAAAAGCUUGCAAUGAACAUGAAUAUAAAGCCAAAACACAGCAAAUGUUGUCAGACAACUUCAUUUGAUUCAGCAGGAACACUUCUUGUUUCUGACAAGCCUGAUUGAACGCAAAGAUGGUUUUGAAGACCGUUCACCACAACAGGACCAUCCUAAACACUGGUAACACUGUUAAGUGUGCCAAUAGAAACCAUGUCAAAACCUAUAUCCGACAGGGGACAGUGGUCAAGACAGUCACUGCAUCAGAGGAGGGGGAGACAGUUGAUUUCAAUCUGGAUCAAGCUGAAUUAACCCCAGGUGUCGUGUACUCACUGAACAAGAAAGGGCGAUGGAACCUCCCAGAGCAAAUAAAAAAGAAGGUCAUUGGAGGAACACUUGGCAAAGAAGAAUUCAAGGUUUCCUAUCUGAAGCAACUGAAGUUGCAUCGUCGUAAUACCUGCAUGGAAUACGUGGCCAGCUGCGGAGAUAUCAGACAAAUCGUCGCCAAGGGUCAGUCGUACUUCAACGAAAAGAGCAUCCUUCUGGGUAAAAAGCGCCGCCGUAAAAAUCCCAAACGGGCAUUCCCUCUGCAGCCUGAAUUCCUUGAUGAGGACAAGGUAAAACUUCCAGAGCAUCCAGAGGUCCAUUUUGAUGUCUAUGUCCCAAGCAAGAAGGACUCGGUUAUGACAUACAACAAGAAGUAUAUUGGUGGUCAUGACGAUAAACUGUCGUCAUAUGAUGAUGCAAGAUUAGUUCAAAAUGGCCGCUCCACCAAGGGUGGGAGAUCCCGAACGCGUGUUUGUCGAGUCCUAUUAGAUGACAGUCAGUGGUUGGCUGAAGAUGAUUUCUCUGAAGAUGAAGACGACAGCUUCGAUGAAUCAGAAAAGGAAGAUUUUAUGGAGAGAAAUAUGUCAUGUGACUUUCCCCAACUUGUCGAUUCUGCAAUAUGCAAAUUUACUGCAAGUACCAGGAAGGAGAAGAGAAUCUCAUAUAAUCAGAUUCCAGUUGAUUCAGACUUUACGCUUUGCGGUCGAAAAAAUAAGGUGGUGUUUGUCGAUAAGGAUAUGGCUGAUGAUGUGGAUGCUGGAAUCAAUUAUGAAUCAAAAAUGGAAAAUCUCUCUUCAAAGCCUGAGAUGAUACCCGUCAUGGUACAGAUCGACGAGAUUACUACGGAAGCAGUCAACCUGGAACAGGCGUUUGGUGACAAAUACCACGAGGCACCUGUCUUCCCCAGGAAAUUUAUCAUUGACAUGACAGAAGCUGUCCGUCAUCGUCUAAAAGAUGUUGUCCACAUGGCUACUCCUGAUUUCACAGCCUACCUGAUAUUUGAGGAAGUGGAGGAUGCUAAGAAGUUUGAUGUUUAUCAUCCAUUUAGGGUGUCUCUAAAUGGUAACUUCAACCUUGAAUCCAUUGCUGUGGAAACCAUUGACGACGAGCAGACUUAUACUGUCCAAGAGGUCAUUGAUGCUGCAGUGGCCUAUGUUGGUAUCCUCCCAGAAGAAAGUUUCAAGACUGCUAUUGACGUCCCAUCACAAGUCUACAAAUCUGAUCCCUAUGACCUGGUUGCGGGUGUGUGUGAUUGGCAAGUGGAGACUCUGGAGCCAGAGGAAGCUUAUCAAAAGAUUCUCCUGAAAGAAUGUGAAGAAGUUACCUAUGCUUCACGGGAUCCCUUCACUCUCAGUGACCUACAUGGAAAUGUAUGCAACAUCUGCUUCGAAGACAUUGGCCAAUGUGGAUAUUCUGCAACCGCCCUGAAAAAGUGCCAGCACUGGUUCUGCCAUGAUUGUUGGAGGCACCACUUGUUGGCCCAGAUCAAUAGAGGGGCCACCGAGAUCACUUGUCCAGCUCAUGACUGUAGUGAUAUUGUUGACGACAUAACGAUUCUCACUCUUGUCAAUCUUAACGCAUACCAAAAGUAUCACAAUCUCAAGCGGACUGUUGCUCUUCAAAAGCAUGGGUGGAAAUGGUGUCCAAAUGUGAAGUGUACGAGAGCUUUCAUAGUGGGGAAGAAAAAUAGUCCUGAUGAACCUGUCAUCAUUGGUUGCAACUGUGGAACAGUGUAUUGUGAGAUGUGUCACAAUGAACCACACUGGCCAGCAAGUUGUCAAGUCGCCAAAAAUUACUGGGAAAAACUCGUCAAAAACAGAGAUGACAAGGACACUUAUCUAGUCAGUUUCAAAGACUUGAAGGAUACAAAAGUAGUACAAGUCAUGACGAAGCAGUGCCCCAAGUGUUUCAGUGUGUUAGAGAAAGGCACAGGCUGCGAUCACAUGAUCUGCAUCUGCAAAGUGAAUUUCUGUUGGCAUUGUGGGAUGGUGUUAGAAGGUGUGUACUCACAUCCAUAUCCAUGCAAGGUCACACCUUUAAAGCGUGUCGAAAUUAUGCCUAUCGCGUCAAAAUAUGAAUGGCAUCACAAAGUUGGUGUGUCAUCUCUCUACGAGUUGGCAGUUCGGCAUCACAAAGUGAGGAAAUUUUCACCUUUCCAGAAGAAUUCAAGGCAGAAUGUCUCCAAACAUCUAAUGCGUGCUCUCCCUAGUCCCCUUCGUGAGGAUUCCUCAUCCACCGCUAACCCUGCCAGAGUUUUACCACUGAUGGAAGCAUGUGCCCUCAGAGUAAAACACCAAACAGAAAUUGCCCAGCUCCUACGAAAGGCAUCUGCACUUAGGUCCGAGCUUCAUUACCUUGUUGAGUAUGCUGCCAUUACCAUUAACGCAAACAGAGCGAGACUUCCGCAUGAUGGGAAGUUCCGUGAAAUACUAGGAUCUCUCAGCUUUGUGGCCAGUCGACUCGAUAUGCUGCUACAGUAUGGUGCCUGCACCUUGAAACCCAGUGAUACUUUAGAGAGGCUAGAAUACCAUACGUCACUUGCAGUGGAGCAUGGAACAAGUUUGAUCCGGCUGUUAGUGGGGAAGCACCCAAUGUAAAUGGAAGGAUAAAGAUCUCUGUGUUAGGAAAAGGACUCAGGUCACCAGGACAUUCAAGCCCAAAUAAGAUACCAAGUUUGAGGGACUGUUCACUGUCUUUGAAAGUUUCUGCUCUGCUCCUGAUCAACUCUCAGGGGAUGACUUUGUAGGGGACGGGUAGGGGUUGGGGGAGGGAGAUGGGUGUUAUUUAUCAGCUCAGUGAGCAGGUGAAGUAAAUCAGUGGUGUGUGCUCUGUAUCUAUACCAUUGUAUUACUAGUGGGGUGGGAUAAGGGAGACAAUGGGGUGCUAUUCAUACCUAUGUCAUUUCCCAGAACUGGGUACAGAUGAAGUUAUAUUUCACAAUAAAUCAUUACUGAAGUA